AUAGAAAGCUUAGACAAGAGUCUAGAAGAUUUGCUGACCAGAGUGGAUGAGUUUGUGGGAAUGCUGGACAUGAUUCGAAAUGAUUCCUCUCAAGUUGUCAAUGAAAGUAUACCUCAAAUUUACACAAAAGCUACAGAAAUGAGACAGAUAUAUAGGAAGAUUGACAAACUAGAGGCUUUUGUGAAGAUGGUUGGAAAUAGCGUAUCUGGACUAGAAGAACGGGUCAUAAAGGCAGAAACAGACCUUGGAGCUUUUCCAAGCACGUUCAAGAAAAUAUUGCACACAAUCAGCAUACCAUCCUUCCUUAAUAAAUCUUCUUCCUCACGACAACAGACCCUCUAUGAACCUCCAGUCCUCUUCAAGACUGAAGACUAUUUUCCAUGUCUUAAUGAAGCACCUUAUUGACGAUUUUUGCUUUGGGAUUGAUAUGAAUCAUCCAGAAUAGAGACAGCCAAGUGAACAAAAGAAAUGCUAACCUCAAAAUAGCUGCAUUUCUGAGCAUUAUUGAUGGCAUAUUGCCAUUCUGAUUCUCAUUGUCUUCCUUCAGGCACUAUUUUCAGGCAAUCUUUGUGUACGUUAU
Messenger RNA from Pterocles gutturalis (yellow-throated sandgrouse), 580 nucleotides. It is a transcript of the gene BLOC1S4, whose product is annotated as biogenesis of lysosomal organelles complex-1, subunit 4, cappuccino. NCBI's taxonomy places the organism in Eukaryota, Metazoa, Chordata, Aves, Pterocliformes, Pteroclidae. The record is from RefSeq and is a predicted model, not a curated record. The transcript is spliced from 4 exons. The annotation marks the transcript as partial. Gene Ontology annotation, cellular component: BLOC-1 complex.